AUGCCCGCUUGCGAAGAGCCGACAUCCAGCUUUGACGAUCUGCGGGCACAACACGAGCGGUUCAUAGAUGAACUAGAUCCUUCAAGCGAGGAGGAAGCUGAAGCAAACUCCACGAUGUCGUCCUCUGCUGGACCAACCUUCCAAUUUGCGAAUAUGCCUACGCCAUCGUCGACGACAAGCAGUGGUUCACGACCCAUCGCCAACUUGGCUAUCAAACCGCAGUUCAACCUGGACUCGGCACAGAAGCUCCUGGAGACAUUCAAACUAAUGUUACAUUCGUGCCCUUGCAUUGUACUUGAUGAUGAUGCCGAUGUAAGGUCCAUGGCCAGGGAUUCGCCAUUCAUACUUCUCGCCAUCCUUGCCGCUACGAGUUGCUCGACGAGUUUACAAGGCUACAGCCUCUAUGAUGAGGAGUUCCGCAAGGUCUUGGGCCUGAAGUUUGUCACUGGAGGGGAGCGGUCGCUCGAGUUGCUCCAAGGCAUCGUUGUCUACUGCGCCUGGUAUCCAUCUCAUCUACGACCCAAACAUCGACAGGCAGGGCAGUACUUGAAGAUGGCCAUCGACAUAGUCCAAGACCUAGAGCUUGGCCAGGAAGAGACGUUCGCUCACCGGGUCGAAUCUGGCCUUACUCCUGAUGACUUUGCAAGCAUUCGGGCCUUCCUCGUGAGCUAUUAUUUGGUUACAGUUUUCACGAACGCGUUCUCCAAGACGGAAGGCUUCCCAUUCACUGCUUGGAUGGGCAAGUGUUGCGAUUUGCUCGAGCAACAGAGUAAUAUCGAGCAAGACCAUAUUUUGAGCUACAGAAAGUCCGGAUCCCAAAGUCCGCACCACCGCAACCUGAUCCGCAUCGGCCUCGAGACCCAGCUCAGGGAGUGGCAGGGCCGAAUACCAACAACGUUGGCGCUAGCACCGAGUGUCAUGAUGUCUAGCUUAUUUGAUGACAUGCACAUCUCCGCAUCUCCUCUGAUAAGCGCAACCCGUCCACGCCCGACUGACACCGACACGCCCUUGGAUCCCAAUCGCCUACUGGAUACUGUUCACACCUUGCGUGCAUUCUUCGAGUUCGUCGCGUCAUUAUCACCUGACCAGAUGGGCCGCUUCUCCAGCGCCGACUGGUUCCGACUGAUCAUGGGAGUAAUCUUGGCCUACCGGCUAUCUCUACCCGUGGAUAUAUGCCCAGGCUUCGACGCCUCGCAAGCAAGGCAAAUUUUCAACUUUGGAGCCUACUUGGAGCGGCUCUGCGAGGAGCCCGAGGGUGGGGCAACCGGAAAGACCGAUUGCUGCACCGCGUUCCGGGUGGUUCUCCGGAGCAUGAAAGCAAAGUUCGAGAAGAGACUAGCCGCGGCCAUAGCGAAGGAAGAGCUCACCAGAAAGGCACGGGAAUGCCCCAUGUUUGACGGGAGCCUGGACGAUUACAUCAACCUAUGGGAUGGACACGGAGCACCUCUUGAUCUGUCGUAUGCGACCUCGCUCUCGGAAACGUCGGGCGUGCGGACUGAGUCGCUUGUUGAACCGGCACCUGCCCCAGACCAGGCGAAGCAGAUGGAGGUUCAAGAUCUCUGGGGCACCAUGACCCUCAGUUGGGGCGCUGAAGACCUGCCUGCGUUCGAUAUGGAUAGCACGGGGUUGGGUUAUGAUCAUCUAUAG
Messenger RNA from Neoarthrinium moseri, 1647 nucleotides. RefSeq lists its product as uncharacterized. Gene Ontology annotation, cellular component: nucleus. The transcript is spliced from 5 exons. Gene Ontology annotation, molecular function: transcription cis-regulatory region binding; DNA-binding transcription factor activity, RNA polymerase II-specific. Lineage: Eukaryota; Fungi; Ascomycota; Sordariomycetes; Amphisphaeriales; Apiosporaceae. The record is from RefSeq and is a predicted model, not a curated record. Gene Ontology annotation, biological process: regulation of DNA-templated transcription. Bases 1 to 1647 code for a protein of 548 amino acids.